Messenger RNA from Physeter macrocephalus (sperm whale), 1947 nucleotides. Its product is annotated as abhydrolase domain containing 17B, depalmitoylase. The transcript is spliced from 4 exons. Gene Ontology annotation, biological process: regulation of postsynapse organization; protein depalmitoylation. Lineage: Eukaryota; Metazoa; Chordata; Mammalia; Artiodactyla; Physeteridae. The coding region runs from base 55 to 786 and encodes 243 amino acids. The record is from RefSeq and is a predicted model, not a curated record. Gene Ontology annotation, cellular component: endosome membrane; plasma membrane. Gene Ontology annotation, molecular function: palmitoyl-(protein) hydrolase activity.
GCAACGGGAGAGGCCACAACAGUGAGAGGCCCGCGUACCGCAAAAAUAGGUUAUAUGUACUAUGAUGGAAAGACUGGAGAGGAAGGAGCUCCAACAUUUAAAGCUAGUAUGGAUACGAAGCAUAAGAUGAAUAAUCUUUCAUUUAGUGAGCUAUGUUGCCUCUUCUGCUGUCCACCUUGUCCAGGGAAAAUUGCUUCAAAAUUAGCAUUUUUGCCACCUGAUCCAACUUACACGCUGAUGUGUGAUGAAAGUGGAAGCCGCUGGACGUUACACCUAUCAGAACGAGCAGACUGGCAAUAUUCUUCUAGAGAAAAAGAUGCUAUUGAGUGUUUCAUGACUAGAACCAGUAAAGGCAACAGAAUUGCCUGCAUGUUUGUGCGUUGCUCACCCAAUGCCAAAUACACUUUACUCUUUUCCCACGGAAAUGCUGUUGAUCUUGGUCAGAUGAGCAGUUUUUACAUAGGACUGGGAUCACGGAUUAAUUGUAAUAUAUUCUCAUAUGAUUAUUCUGGAUAUGGUGCAAGUUCUGGGAAACCAACAGAGAAGAACCUCUAUGCAGACAUAGAAGCUGCUUGGCUUGCUCUUAGGACAAGAUAUGGCAUUCGCCCUGAAAAUGUGAUUAUAUAUGGCCAAAGUAUAGGGACAGUACCAUCAGUGGAUCUUGCUGCCCGGUAUGAGAGUGCUGCUGUUAUUCUUCAUUCUCCUUUGACCUCAGGAAUGAGAGUCGCUUUUCCUGAUACCAAGAAGACCUACUGUUUUGAUGCAUUCCCAAAACUAAGGAACUAAAGAGCUGGCCUGAAGUGUGGGGAAUUAAGACUUGUUGACUGUGAGUUUCACUAUCCAGUGACCUGGCCAAGCCAAUUAGUUGGGGCUCCCACCCCGAUGUCAGUAUUUAUCUUUCCUCUUAAGGCAGAUAUAUAGUCUCCAAAGAAGACUCUUCCUACAACUAUCUCUUAAAAGGUGGAGGCUUGGCUGCCAGCAUUCUGGGAGCCCAGUAGGGAAAAUGGGUUCAUAGCAGCCAACAUGUAUAUGUUUACUUGCUAUUUGGUACCUCUGCCUUGAACUGUGUCCAGCAAUCCCCUAAUCCACAAACCCUCCAGUUUUAGGUAGAGGGCAGUUACCCAGCUGCAAAAGGAAGGGGAAAGAAAAGAACUGGGGUGGCGGGGAGUGUGCAGGACACUAUUUCUUAAACAGACUUUGAACAAAUUCUGUAGAUUUGAAUCACCCGCCUUUAUCUGAAUGUCAGUUCCUAGCCUUCAUAAAUUGGAUUCGUUCUUCACUUUACCCUUCUAUCCUCUUAAAAAUUGUGUUUUCUCCUAUACUUUUAAUCUGUUAUCUCACAUAUUCAUCUGCUUUCCAGCUCCAAAAUGUUAUGUUUUAUUAUAUUCUUCCUAUUUUUGUAGUAAAUACCCAAAACAAAAAAAAAUAUUUUGCUAUCAUUUUAGUAGGUUAUUGGGAGGGAGAAAAAAAUGCAGAGAGGUAUGAAGUUAGCACAUAGCUGAAAUGGUCCUUGGUUUCAUCCUCUCCUUGCAACCUAAGUUUCUGUGCUAAAAUAACAUUGUAGAAAGGCGAAGUAGGAUGACUAUAGUUAUUGAGUGAUUCCCUCAAAACAGAAGUGCAUGAAGUUAACGUCCUCAGAUAAUCUUAAGGUAGGGAGUAAUGUAAAGAUGACUUUUGAAUCUUAUUUGAAAUCUAAGAGGUAUCUGUCCCUUCUGAGUUGAUUCAAAGAUGGUUCUGAUGUUUAAAUUAUCUAAUAUAACACAAGAAAAUUUGUUUCCUUUUCAUACUUAAUUUGUUGACUUCUUUCGUCCUUCUCUUUCCCUACAGCAUUGACAAAAUCUCUAAGAUUACCUCUCCAGUAUUAAUAAUUCAUGGGACUGAAGAUGAAGUCAUUGACUUUUCACAUGGCCUCGCAUUGUUUGAGCGUUGCCAAAGACCUGUGGAGCC